CGUCAUUGUACUGCAUAACGAUCAGCCUUUUCUGCGUCACAUUUUUCUUCUGCUGCGGCGUAAUCGUCAUCACCAUGGUGACAACAGGUGGAAGUGGGCACAACGAUGUGGUCGAUGAAGCCCCGGACCAAGGAAGCGGUGGCGGUGGCGGUCAAGGACCGGGACCUGUCGUGUUUAAUAACCCCCCCGCUAUGUCCAGCGGAACAGAUACGACCAUGAGUGGCCAGCCUACCAGUGCGAGCCAUCCUGCCGGUGCGGGCCAGGCAGGCGCUGCGGGCCAGGCAGGCGGUGCGGGCCAUCCUGCUGGUGCGGGCCAUCCUGCAGACCCGCCUACCACUCAAAGAACGAUUCCGACUAGGAGAAUGACUGAUGCAUCUCCAAGGUCACAAGCGACUCCUAGGAGAACAACUACCGCACCACCUGCGAUUACAAGCGCGGCCAAAUACGAAACGGCAACACCCAUGGAAGCAUAUAGCUACGUCUGCACCAUCAGCGAAGCGUGGCGAGGGAACACGACGUACCUACCUCCAGACAGCGUGUGCGACUACCUGUUCUACGACUCUCUCUACAAGGACAACAAGAACGCCGUCAUCGAUGGCGUCCACCUGUGGGACGCGGGAGCCCAGCAGUUCGUCCUGCAGGCGUCCGUGUACAAAAACACAAAGUUGGGCUUUUCGUUCGCGCCCGAGUGAGUGUCUGCGAGCCCUUCUGCAAUGUUUUAAAUUAGUCUUUUAACCGAAAUGUGGUGAACUGAAAAUUAUGGUCUAUUUUUUUUUUUAU
This is a messenger RNA of Dermacentor andersoni, 780 nucleotides long. NCBI's taxonomy places the organism in Eukaryota, Metazoa, Arthropoda, Arachnida, Ixodida, Ixodidae. The record is from RefSeq and is a predicted model, not a curated record.